AUGCCUCGCCAAUUCUUCGUAGGAGGAAACUUCAAGAUGAACCCCGCCACGCGGGAGGCGAAGCGGUCGCUCGUGAAGAUCUUGAACGAUGCGACCAUUGAUCCUGCUGUCGAGGUCGUUAUCGCGCCCCCGUCGAUCUAUCUACUCUCCUUGGCGGAGGGCGUCCGGAAGGACAUCAAAGUAUCCGCGCAGAACUGCUACUCCAAGCCGAGCGGCGCAUUCACGGGUGAAAUUAGCCCCGCGCAGCUCGUCGAUGCGGGCAUCCCAUAUGUGAUCCUCGGACAUUCCGAGCGCCGGACGCUCUUCCACGAGACUUCUGCGCUAGUCGCGCAGAAGACGCAAGCCGCGCUCGCCGCUGGUCUCUCCGUCAUCCUUUGCGUUGGCGAGACGCUCCAGGAGCGCGAGGCAGGCAAGACCGCACAGGUUGUGGAGGACCAGCUCAAGCCCGUCGUAGAGACCCUGAAGGAGGCUGAUUGGAGCAAGAUCGUGAUCGCGUAUGAACCUGUAUGGGCCAUCGGCACAGGCAAAGUUGCGACGUCUGCGCAGGCGCAAGCAGCACACGCCGACAUUCGUGCGUUCCUCGCCAAGGCGGCGUCUCCCGCCGUCGCCGAGAACACGCGCAUCAUCUACGGUGGCAGCGUCACCGCGGCGAAUUCCAAAGAACUGAGCACUCAGAAAGAUGUCGACGGCUUCCUUGUGGGCGGCGCCUCGUUGAAGCCCGAGUUCAUCGACAUCAUCAACGCGAAGAAGGCAUGA
Molecule: messenger RNA, 756 nt
Organism: Sparassis crispa
Lineage: Eukaryota; Fungi; Basidiomycota; Agaricomycetes; Polyporales; Sparassidaceae
Product: Triosephosphate isomerase
Exons: 6
Coding region: 1-756 (251 amino acids)
Biological process (GO): glyceraldehyde-3-phosphate biosynthetic process; glycerol catabolic process; glycolytic process
Cellular component (GO): cytosol
Molecular function (GO): triose-phosphate isomerase activity
Source: RefSeq, a predicted model, not a curated record